AGGAGAUAACUGGGCAGGGGAAAGUCAGGAACAGCCUGGAGCUUUUCCUCCUGGGGAAGGCCGUGGUGUCCUGGAGCUGUGGGGAGUGCCAGGAAUUGAGAGGAAGGAGGAUGAGGUGUAUUAAACCUAAAUGAGCAUAGCUGGGAAGUGACUGUUCAUGGUAGUGAGGUGGUUUUCAGUGGGACAGCAAAGAGGAAAAUGAGAUGGAAGGAGGAAGUGAAGCAGGGGAUCCCUUUGCUGCCCACCACCAGCACGUGAGGCAGAUGAUGAGGAGCUUCUGCGAGCCUUUUGGGCGGGAUCCAUUCCUGAGCCUGCCGGAGGGAGCCGAGAGAGCAGCCGAGAGGAGGGAGAGGAGAGCAGAGGGCAGAGCCCAUCAGGACUCGCAGGUGGCCCUGAGGGGCUCCCACAGGGGCACCAGCUUCUCCCUCAUGCCCUUUGCAGGUUUUGGGAGAGGGCAGGAUGUAGAUUUUGGGGAUCCAUUUUCUGCAAUGGACAGGAUGAUGUCAGACAUGAGGAACAGCAUGCUGGAAAUGCACAGGAAAUUUGAUGACCUGUCCAUCCAGCCCAGUGGAGGGCACAGUUUCAGCUCCUCCUCCAUGAUGACCUAUUCCAAAGUGGGGGAUGAACCUCCCAAAGUUUUCCAAGCCUCGGCCCAGACCCGCACGGCUCCAGGAGGGGUUAAGGAAACAAGAAAAGCACUGAAGGAUUCUGAAAGUGGCCUGGAGAAAAUAGCCAUUGGUCACCACAUUCAGGAUCGGGCUCACGUCAUCAGAAAAUCCAAGAACUCCAGGACUGGGGAUGAGGAGUUGAACCAAGAAUUCAUUAACCUGGAUGAGUCUGAGGCUGAAACCUUUGAUGAGGAGUGGCAGAAAGAGAUCAUGAAGUUCAGGCCUUGCCGAAGCAGGGAAGCUGUGGAAAACCCAAGAUCCAGAAGUAUCCAAUACAGCCCCAGGGAAAGAGGAUCAAGAAGAGAGAAACCACUUGGAGCUCCAGGAUCCAGAAUGCCCAGGGAUUCCUUGGAGACUCUCAGUGUGAAAGGAUCACACCUCCCCCUGAAGGGCUCCAGGAAAUAACUGUCCCCAUUCCCUCGGGAUGGAGAUUGCCUGGAGCAGUGAUGGUGCUCAGUGCUCGUGUCCAUAAAAUACACCUGGAUUUGUGACCAAUCUCUGUUCUGUGUUGUGCCUUUGCUGCUCCUGCCUCUGAAUGUCUCCCCACUGAAUUCAAACCCAACAACUUUCUGCCUAAAAGCACUUUAUGGAACAUCUGCAAUCCUGGUAAACCCAGCUUGGAUUUGCAGAGUUGUUCUGCUCCAGCUGCACCAAUCUCAGGCUUCACUGAGCCUGGUACUGCAGCUCUUCCUUCCCACUCUUAAGAUGCACAAAAAGUAAAUUUUCUUUAUUUUGGGUUGCUGAAAGGAUGACUGAUUUUCUAAAACUUGAAUACACUAUAAAGCACUAUUAUUUAUCCCUUUAAAGUCAUAAAUUGUUACAGAACCCCCACACUCCCCUUGGUGUAACAUGAAGUGAGAGGAAAUGCUGAAAUAUGGCAGUACUUAAAUUUAUCAGAGUUUUUAUGUCAAUAAGCUGUGCUUGCACCUCAUUUCCUGUGCCUGAACUGUCAGCUUUGUAUUCCUGAUCCUUUGUUUUCUGUGGAGUUGGCUCAUCAUUUUCCAUUUUGAGGAUUGUCUGUAGUGUUUAAUUGCUUUAAUUAUCCUGUAGUAAUAAGUGUCCUGAGAUCAGCUGCAACUAGGUGUUACUCAUGGGAAAAAAAAGUGGGAGAAAUGACUUUAAGUGGAAUGAUUUCACCAUUUCUGUGUUCUAAAGAGCCCUGGACACAGGAACCCCUCUCCUUUUUGUGUUCUUUGUGUUUUACUGAGGGUAGAAUGACCCCAAAUCUACAUUUACUGGGAGUUUAGAAGAGCCAGCAGUGUCUGAGAGCAGGAAAAUCCUGGGAUUUUUCAGGCCCUGUGCUGUUCUACUACACAGAAUUAUCCCUGUGGAUAAUUCAUAAUUUACAGAAACUUACAGAUAACUUUGCAGUAAAUUAAAUAACAUUAAAUAAUAUAAAUUAAUUUGAUGACAUUAAAGCAUUAUAUAAAUUCGAGGCUCCAUUAUAAUGUAGCCUUUAAAAGUCCUGUUUGUAUAAUAAAAUAGGGUUUAGUAAGCUAAGAGUAAUAUUUGUUUGGCCAAAAAGCCUCUAAAUCAUAUUUAAUCUUCCUGCAGUUUCCCCAGAUUAUUUAAUUUUAAUUAAUGUUCAUUAGUGUGCAAACCCAGUCAAUUUUGUUGAGCUCUGAAAAGAGAAGGACAAUUAUUUGCUUGUGGUUCCUUCCUGAAUUAGAGAAGUAUCAGUGGGAAUAAGCUGUUGUGAUCAAUAUUAAUGGCAGUAAUUGAACCAUUAUUUAAUGAGCAGUGAAGGUCAGGGGGGCUUGGACACCCCUAAAAGUCAGAGCUCAACCACUGGAGACAACGUGGAUUCUGCAAUUAAUUUAUUCGAUUAUCUCAGUAAUUAACAGCAGCAAUGUUUUCUGUGCUGGAGUUUGAGCAGGAGUCUUGGAGAGCUGCUGCUGUCAAAUGGAAAAUUUGGGUUUUUGUGUGAAAUAAAACAAGGGUUUUGAAAUUACAAUGGGAAGAGGUGAAUAUUCCCUCCCGAUCCCUUUGCUACACCAAGACUGUUCUGUGUUAAGACACAAGCUGUGCUCUGUAAAACCAUCUGAAACUGCAAUUCUUUAAUAAAGCUAUUUAUUAUUUA
This is a messenger RNA of Cinclus cinclus, 2748 nucleotides long. RefSeq names its product myeloid leukemia factor 1 (gene MLF1). Gene Ontology annotation, biological process: regulation of DNA-templated transcription. The transcript has 8 exons. Lineage: Eukaryota; Metazoa; Chordata; Aves; Passeriformes; Cinclidae. Bases 204 to 1073 code for a protein of 289 amino acids. The record is from RefSeq and is a predicted model, not a curated record. Gene Ontology annotation, cellular component: cytoplasm; nucleus.